Molecule: messenger RNA, 486 nt
Organism: Aspergillus steynii IBT 23096
Lineage: Eukaryota; Fungi; Ascomycota; Eurotiomycetes; Eurotiales; Aspergillaceae
Product: DASH complex subunit DAD4
Exons: 5
Coding region: 93-401 (102 amino acids)
Biological process (GO): attachment of spindle microtubules to kinetochore
Cellular component (GO): DASH complex; mitotic spindle
Source: RefSeq, a predicted model, not a curated record
AUUUAUAUAUGGGAUCUUCACUGGUCUUCUUCCUGCCUUGAUCAUCUUCAUUUGUCGACAGAAUCAAAGAGGAGAAGCUCUGGUACGGUCACAUGAUCUGCCAUAUCGGGCGACCCUCCGACAAGCAACAAAACAAACAUCCUCCGGCACGCAAGACACUCUACAUAUACACUGAAGCAAAAAUGGAAAGUCCACAUGAACAUCAGCAGGCUCUGCUGCUCCAGCGAAUCAUCAACAACAUUGAGAAACUUAACGAGUCCGUCAUGGCCAUGAACAAGAGUCUCCAGGAGGUCAAUAUUCAGAACAUGAACGUCGAGCUCGUUGCCCAGAUGUUCAAGAACUACCAAUCCAACGUCCUCUUCCACUUGGAAGCCACGGAGAAUUAUAAGGAGCCAUCUUAAAUGGCGUUUUCUUCCAGUAUGACGAAAUGCGAUGAUUACGAGCCAAUUACGCAAGGAAAACAAUACAAUUCAUGUCUAUUGUCUU